GUUUGGGAGAGGCUGGUUUAUUGACAGGAAGCGUGUAGGGGCGACCUCCCUCACACCAGUUUCCAAAGCUUUCCUUCUGGUCUCUUUGAACUAUCACGUUUUUCCUUCCCUACGUGUAAUUGGUUUUAAAGUAUGCGUUUAAAGCACCGGUCGGGGCAAAGAUGCAAUGGAGGUCACUGGUUGUGGGUCUGUUAGUACUGCGAGUGUCCGUCAGCUGCGUGUUGUGGUUAGCUUUCGGACCGGGACCCGGAGUUAGCUCGGGCUUCAACUUCCCUCUCGGGUUCAACUUGAACAAGCUCGACUUGUUGUUUGGUGAGAGCAAAAGAGACGAGCCGGCUGAUCCUAACUCGUGGUCCGCGCGAGUGGCCGGUCCCAAAUAUGCCGAGACAGCGACGACCUGUGCCAAAGUUGGAGGAGUCGAGUCAGCGACGAGACCCUACCUGAGCUUCUUCGAGGGCAACCGGGACGAGUACGUGCGGCGGUACAGCUCUUUCCCGGACGCACUGAAAGCCAAGAUGAGGGACAUGGCCAAGGAGAUGUUCUACUUCGGCUAUGACAACUACAUGAGAUAUGCCUUUCCUGAAGACGAGCUGAACCCCAUCGACUGUGAAGGCAGAGGACCAGACGUGUUGAACCCGUCAAACAUAAACAUCAACGAUGUUCUGGGCAACUACUCGUUGACACUCAUUGACACACUUGAUACUCUACUGGUCUUGGGAAAUGUGACCGAGUUCCACAGAGCAGUCAGACUGGUCAUCGAUACAGUGUCGUUUGACAAGGACUCCACUGUGCAAGUUUUUGAGGCAAACAUCAGAAUCCUAGGCAGCUUGAUAUCGGCUCACAUUCUUCUGACCGACCCCAAACAUCCAUUUGGCAAAGUGGGUCUUGAAGAUUACGAUAACGAGUUGCUUCACUUGGCUCAUGACCUGGCUGUCCGUUUGCUGCCGGCCUUUGAGAACACCAGCACGGGUAUACCGUACCCCAGAGUCAACCUGAAGACCGGAGUGCCUUCGGACAGCAUCAAUGAAACUUGCACCGCAGGAGCCGGGUCUUUGCUAGUGGAAUUUGGGAUUCUGAGCCGUCUGAUUGGGGAUUCCACAUUUGAGUGGGUGGCGAGGCGAGCAGUCCGAGCUCUGUGGAAUCUGAGGAACAACCAAACUGGUCUCUUAGGAAAUGUAGUUAACAUCCAAACAGGCCAGUGGGUGGGCAAGCAGAGCGGCCUCGGCGCUGGCAUGGACUCCUUCUACGAGUAUUUACUGAAAUCCUACAUCCUCUUCGGCGAGAAAGAGGACUUCAGGAUGUUCCAAGCUGCUUAUGAGAGCAUCCAGAACCACCUGAGGAGAGGGCGGGAGUCCUGCAACGAGGGCGAGGGGGACCCUCCUCUUUAUGUCAACGUGAACAUGAUGAGCGGGGAGAUCAUGAACACCUGGAUCGACUCUCUGCAGGCCUUCUUCCCUGGACUGCAGGUGCUGAGCGGUGACAUUGACAACGCCAUCUGCCUGCAUGCCUUUUACUACGCCAUCUGGAAGCGUUUUGGGGCUCUGCCAGAAAGAUACAACUGGCAGCUUCAAGCUCCUGAUGUCCUCUUCUACCCACUGAGACCAGAGCUGGUGGAGUCCACCUAUCUGCUUUACCAGGCGACCAAAAAUCCAUUCUACCUCCAUGUUGGCAUGGAUAUCCUCCAGAGUCUGGAGAAAAAUGCCAAAGUGAGAUGCGGUUAUGCCACACUGCACCAUGUAGUAGAGAAAUCGAAAGAAGAUCGCAUGGAGAGCUUUUUCCUCAGUGAGACUUGUAAAUACCUUUAUCUGUUGUUUGAUGAGGACAACCCUCUUCACAAGUCUGACAACAGGUACAUCUUCACCACUGAGGGCCAUGUUGUUCCGAUAGACAAGCGUUUCAGGGAGAAACGCUGGAGUCACAUGUUCCCCUGUGAAGAGGUGGCGCUGUCUGAGCCAGGGAGGGACACACCUCAAGUGCAACACAACAUUAGUAAUUGUGACAGGAUCCCAGAGGAGCAACGAUUCACUCUGCCUCUGAAGAGCAUUUACAUGAGGCAGAUCGAUCGCAUGGUGGGUCUCCUCUGACCGAGGUUUGAGGUCCACUCUCAGGUGACUGUGCUCAUCCUCUCCGUGCACCUUGGAGGAAAUGACUUUCACUGAGUGAAAGUGUUCGUGCGUCCGUGUGUGUGGCUGUCUGCAGGUGUGCAGCUGUGCUGUGACCUGUACAAGUGUGUUGCUGUGACCAGUGCCAUCUGAACUUUUAGCUAAACAGCGGUCCUUUCUCUUUCUAGAAAUCAACGCAGUCAGUGGUGCAUAGGCUGAGCAUAUUUACCUGUAAGCUUCUUGAAGGGCUUCACGAAGUCAGGUGGUGACAUGACAGGAGGUUAUCAGGCCGAGUUAUUUCGCAAUGAUGGAUGUUGCUGCGGUGUUGCUCUGUAAACAGGCUCCCAACAUGAUGAGCAUUUCUGUCAACUGUUUAUGUCGAGAAGCAAUUUCACAGCACAGGAAGGAAGUUAUUUAUUACUUAUUGAUCGCUUAUUUCAUUUCACGGCUUGACUUGACUCAAACUGUUUCAGGUGUUCUUUGGUGGAAUCAAAAUCGCUUCUGCAAUUUGAAUGCAAUUGAAUUACAAAUGUAUUUCUCCCUGCAUGUGAAUAGCCAAUGGAAGGGUUGAAAAUGAAGCUUUUGGUCAGUUCAGCCUUCUUAAAGAACAAACUGCUCGUGUUUGUACGUGCGCUGUGUCAAGUGCCUUCAGUCUUUCUCGGUUGUUACGGAGAGUGAAUGAAUGUUGCCCGUCGUCAGAGACAUUCUUAAACACUCAGUUCUAAUUCCAUGUACAGUUUUGCAUCAAACUCACCUUAAAGUUGAUAAGCCAUAAAACACCUUUUGGACAAUAAUGUUGAAUCAGUCUUCCAUCUUUGAUUUCAUCCUCGACCGUCUUUGUUAUCGUAUUUGCUUUUUAUGAUUGCACAUCAUCAGAUCCCAUGUAUUCUGCAACUCAGGGUUUAAGGAAAGGAAAUGUUGACUUUCAUUAACAAAUAAAUCAUUUU
Synchiropus splendidus (mandarinfish) is the source of this 3049-nucleotide messenger RNA. It is a transcript of the gene edem1, whose product is annotated as ER degradation enhancer, mannosidase alpha-like 1. The coding region runs from base 162 to 2084 and encodes 640 amino acids. Gene Ontology annotation, molecular function: mannosyl-oligosaccharide 1,2-alpha-mannosidase activity; calcium ion binding. Gene Ontology annotation, cellular component: membrane; endoplasmic reticulum. The transcript has 12 exons. Lineage: Eukaryota; Metazoa; Chordata; Actinopteri; Syngnathiformes; Callionymidae. The record is from RefSeq and is a predicted model, not a curated record. Gene Ontology annotation, biological process: endoplasmic reticulum mannose trimming; carbohydrate metabolic process; mannose trimming involved in glycoprotein ERAD pathway.